Messenger RNA from Peronospora matthiolae, 660 nucleotides. The record is from the annotation of a GenBank genome assembly. Lineage: Eukaryota; Oomycota; Peronosporomycetes; Peronosporales; Peronosporaceae.
AUGAGCCCAAAUGGCGAAGAAGUUGCUGCGGCUGAAGGUCGCCAGCAGCGCAGGGCAGAUGCCGGUCGCAAAAGGGCUGGCGCCCUGGAGGAGAAAAAAGAGAUAAAGGAAGGACCAAGGGACACGCAGAGCAAGCUUCUGGACCUUCUCACGGGCCUCACGGAGCGCAUGGAGCGCAUGGAGGCGUCGCAAGGGCGACUGUUGGAGAAGAAGCGUUUGAAGGGCCAUGAGGCCAGCGGUUUUGGUUCGGUGUUGGGGCAAGGCAAAGCCAUGACCAAAGAGGCGUUGGAUGUGUCGCCACCGAGGCGAGUGUCACCUGGCGUAUCGCCAUCAACGUACUUUGGCGCAAGACAGCCUGGAUAUGCUGGUGCAGCGGCCAAUGUUGAGAUGCCGCAGGCGCCGCAACCAGUACUGCCCCAGCAUUACGUGCCACCACCCAUGUACCAACCGGCGCCCCCACCACACAUGGGACCAGGAUUACAAUACGACCGUGUGCCGGAUACGCGGCAGAGGAAGCUGGGCAUCCGACCGUUUGAUGGCAAGGAAUUGUAUCAAGGUCUUGGAAGUGGGUUUUUUUAUCGUGGGGUGUUGACGGUCAUCGGUUUUCUACCAGUAUUGGUAACCGUGACCGGUCCAAUCCGAACCGCCUGUUCAGCUUAG